UCUCGCUGUCACCUCUCUCUCUCUCUCUCUCUCUCUCUCCAGGGGGAAACACACAGCACAAUGGCUGCCACACACGCACUCGCAUUCGCAUUCCUCUGCAUGAUCCUAGCCUCCGUCGGAGCCCUAUCUCCAGCACCUUCACCCAAAGUGUUGGAGACUGCGUCGCCUCCACCAAAAUCAACAUCACCUCCUCCGGCCGCCUCCCCAAAAACCCCUCCCGUCCCAACCCCCGUAUCUUCUCCGGUCGCCACACCCGUAACCUCGCCGCCGCCUUCCCCGGUGCCGGUCAGCUCUCCCCCCGCUAUAACCCCGGUGGCCACGCCCACGCCGGCUGCUGCGCCUCCCGCGGCGGUCCCGGCUCCGGCUCCGGCCCCGGCCACACCACCUCCGUCUCCGCCGCCGCCACCACCGCCUAAGAAGAAGACUCCGCCGCCACCCCCGCCUAAGAAGAAGCAUGCGCCUUCUCCGGCACCGGCUCCGUUGCUGAGCCCUCCUGCUCCGCCGCCGGCUCAAUCCCCUGAAAUUGAUUAUCUCGCGCCUACUAGUCCAACCACGAAUGGAGCAGAGAAGUUGAAGAACUUGAAAAUGGUGGUGGGAAGCUUGGCAUUGGGAUGUGUUGUUUCCAGUUUGCUAUUCUAAUAUGGAGAUCUCAUCACUUGUUUUGAAAUCUGCUGUCCCAUGCCAUGCAUCUCUCUGUAUCUUUCACUAUUUAUUAUUUAUUUGUUUUUAAUUAAAAUAUUUUGGUCUUCCCAGUGUUCAGCACUUCCCCAUUAAUUGUCACGUUCUCCUAUUAAAUAUUCCCAUUUGUUUGUUUUAAUUUUGUUUAUUGCUUUAGUUUAAUUAUUAAAUUGUGUUUGGACUUUCUGGGGAUAUUACCACAUUGGCUUUGCAAUCUUUGGACAGAGGAGGGAAUCGUGGUGACUUA
Molecule: messenger RNA, 925 nt
Organism: Rhododendron vialii
Lineage: Eukaryota; Viridiplantae; Streptophyta; Magnoliopsida; Ericales; Ericaceae
Product: vegetative cell wall protein gp1-like
Exons: 2
Coding region: 61-639 (192 amino acids)
Cellular component (GO): plasma membrane
Source: RefSeq, a predicted model, not a curated record